UCGUACAGAGACCUCUGGUGCCUGACCCCAGUUCGCAUCCACAACCCUGGAAUAGCCCAUCACAGGCCCUUCACCCUUGGCAGGUGGACACCGUUCAACCUGCUGGGGCAGGAUGAACAUGGUGGAGGAUGUAGAUAGUUGGCGGGCGCAGGAGCGAGAGGACGUCAUCAGGAAAUAUGAACAGGGGCACCAAGCUGGGCUGCCAGAGGACAAGGGGCCUGUGCUCAUCAGAAUGUUCGAACACAUGGAUCUGUUUGGGAUUGUGCAUGAGAUGGAGCUGCCUUCUCUGACUGCGCGGGAGGCAAAGCGAAUUCGGCGGGAGACAAGGAGAAACAGCAAGUGGCUGGAGAUGCUGGGCGAAUGGGAGACGUACAAGAACAGUGAAAAGCUCGUAGAUCGCAUAUACGAGGGAAUUCCCACGAACAUCCGGGGCCCGGCGUGGUCAGUCCUCCUGAACAUUCAGGAAAUCAAGUUAAAAAACCCCAGCAAAUACAAGCUCGUGAAGCAGAAGGGCAAGAGGUCAUCUGAACACAUCCACCAGAUCGACCGGGAUGUUAGCAGGACUCUCCAGAACCAUGUCUUCUUCAGGCAUCGAUAUGGAGCCAGGCAGCGGGAACUCUUCUACAUCCUCCUGGCAUCUGCGGAGUAUAACCCGGAGGUGGGCUACCACAGGAACCUGAGCCACAUCGCCCCCUUGUUCCUCCUGUAUCUGCCUGAGGAGGACGCAUUCUGGGCACUGGUGCAGCUGCUGGCCAGUGAGAGGCACUCCCUGCAGGGAUUCCACAGCCCAAAUGGCGGGACAGUCCAGGGGCUCCAAGACCAUCAGGAGCAUGUGGUACCCACGUCACAACCCAAGACCAUGUGGCAUGACAUAGACGCUGGUCUAUGCGGGCAGUGUUUCUCGUUAGGCUGGCUUCUCCGGAUGUUAAUGAAGAUCUCUCUCGGGCUGACCCUGCGCCUGUGGGACGUGUACCUGCUACAAGGAAAACAAGCACGGAUGCCCAUGACCACCAUUGCGUUCGAGGUGCAGAAGAAGCGCCUCAAGGAGACAUCCAGUUCUGGCCUGUGGGCGUGCUUUCGGAGCCAGUUCUGCCGUCACUGGGCCAGGGAUGAUGACACGGUGCUCAAGCACGUCAGGGCCUCUGUGAACAAACGAGGGAGGAAUCAAGCGGACCUGCCACCCUCAGCCAAAGCCGAGCAAGGGUCCUCGGCACCCGGGCCUGUGCUGGCUUCACGUGGCGGGAAGACCUUCUGCAAGGGGGACAGGCAGGCCCCUCCAGGCCCACCAGCCCGGUUCCAGCGGCCCAUUUGGUCAGCUUUCCCGCCACGGGCACCUCAUUCUUCCACACCCUGUCCUGGUGGGGCUGUCCGGGAAGACAGCUACCCUGUGGGCACUCAGGGUGUGCCCAGCCCGGCCCUGGCUCAGGGAGGACCUCAGGGUUCCUGGAGAUUCCUGCAGUGGAACUCCAUGCCCCGUCUCCUGAUGGACCUGGAUGUAGGGGGCCCUUGGUUCCCCCAUUAUGAUUUCGAACAGAGCUGCUGGGUCCGUGCCAUAUCCCAGGAGGACCAGCUGGCCACCUGCUGGCAGGCUGAACACUCUGCCGAGGGAGUGAGAUUGGCUCUCGCUGCACCCAGCACUGAUUCCGACCAGGACACCUCCUUCGCAGCUAGGGACGAGGAGCAGUGCACUCCCACCUCAGGGCCUUAUUAUUUAGUUAAUAGGAUUGUACUCAUGUUACAUCUCUCAAUUUUUUUUUAAGAGAUAAAGUCUCACUCUGUCACCCAGGCUGGAGUGCAGUGGUGCAAUCAUGGCUCACUGCUUCCUGGAACUCAUGGGCUCCAGCAAUCCUCCUGCCUCAGCCUCCUGACUAGGUGGGACUAUAGGCACACGCCACCGUGCCUGGCUAAUUUCUUGGACUUUUCUCUAGAGACAGGGUCCACCCGUGUUUCCCAGGCUGGUCUCAGACUUCUAGACUCAAGUGAACCUGAACCUCCCGCCUCGACCUCUCAAAUUGCUGGGAUUACAGGUGUGAGCCACCACACCCGGCCUGAAUUUCUUAUGUGCCAUGCUACUACAAAACGUCAUUAGGGCUUCCUUCCCCUCCCUCCUUCCCUCCUUUCCUUCCUCCCUCCCUUCCGUCCUUCCUUCCCUCCCUCCCUCCCUCCCUCCCUCUGUGGCCCCGGCUGGAGUAAACUGGGCUCGCUGCAGACUCCCUGCCUCCGGCUCCCGUGAUUCUCCUGCCCUGGCCUGCGCGCUGCCUGGGAUUGCCGCCGCGCGCCACCACCCCUCCCUGGUUUUUCUCCUUUGGCUGGAGGCGCCGUUUCGCCAUGUCGGCCAGGCUGGUCUCCAGCUCCUGACCUCCACUGCUCUGCCCGCCUCGGCCUCCCGAGGUGCUGGGACUGCAGAAGGAGGCUCGGUGUGGCCCGGGCUGGAGUGCGGUGACGUGGUCUUGGCUCGCUGCAGCCUCCGCCUCCCAGCCGCCUGCCUUGGCCUCCCAGGGUGCUGGGAUUGCAGCAUCUGCCCGGCCGCCACCCCGUCUGGUAAGUGAGGAGCCCCUCUGCCCGGCCGCCCCCCCGUCUAGGAAGUGAGGAGCACCUCUGCCCGGCCGCCCCAUCUGGGAAGUGAGGAGCACCUCUGUCCGGCCGCCCCCCCGUCUAGGAAGUGAGGAGCACCUCUGCCCGGCCGCCCCAUCUGGGAAGUGAGGAGCACCUCUGCCCGGCCGCCCCGUCUGGGAAGUGAAGAGCCCCUCUGCUGGGCCGCCACCCCAUCUAGGAAGUGAGGAGCGUCUAUGCCCGGCCGCCCCGUCUGUGAAGAAGUGAGGAGCGCCUCUGCCGGGCCGCCACCCCGUCUAGGAAGUGAGGAGCGUCUCUGCCGGGCCACCACCCCGUCUAGGAAGUGAGGAGCCCCUCUGCCGGGCCGCCACCCCGUCUAGGAAGUGAGGAGCGUCUCUGCCCGGCCGCCCCGUCUGGGAAGUGAGGAGCCCCUCUGCCCGGCCGCCACCCCAUCUAGGAAGUGAGGAGCGUCUAUGCCCGGCCGCCCCGUCUGUGAAGAAGUGAGGAGCACCUCUGCCCGGCCGCCCCGUCUGGGAAGUGAGGAGCGCCUCUGCGCAGCCGCCCCAUCUGGGAAGUGAGGAGCACCUCUGCCUGGCCGCCCCGUCUGGGAUGUGGGGAGCGCCUCUGCCCAGCCUCCCUGUCUGGGAGGUCUACCACAGAGGCCAGAAGCAAUGUGGGGGCUGGAUGUGGUGGCUCACGCCUGUAGUCCCAGUACUCUGGGAGGCUGAGGCGGGUUGAUCACUUGAGGCUAGGAGCUCGAGACCAGCCUGGCCAACAUGGCGAAACAUAUGAAAAACACAACUGUCAAACCAACCAACGAACCAAGCGACAACAAAACAGGUCUACCCUGGAGUCAUACUCUAAUUUUUUCUAUUUUCCUCCCUUUCUAAUCCUUUAUCCCACUUUCUUUUUCUUCCUCUUCCUUCUCCUUCUUCUUUGUCAAAUAGAGGAUUGAGUUAUUAUCAUUGAUCCAUACAAAGUCCCUCUCUCAUUUAUUUUCUUUAAUUCCCACCCCCCAUUUCUAUUCCCCGUCUUCCCAUGUGCAACCUUCCUAAUAUGUUUGAUAUGCAUCUUUUUGUUAGUAUGUAGUUUUAGAAAAUGUUUAUUGUUUUGUGUGCAAAAAUAAAUAAAUAAAUAAAAUAAAAAUAAAAUUUAAAAAAGUCAUUAUGAGGGGAAGUUGGAUGGAAGGUGCAGGAGGACGCUGUAGUGCCUUUACAAUAUUUCUGUAUAUCUAAAAUCAUUUCAACAGGAAACAUUUAUUUCAAAACGUGAAGGUUUUGAUGACACCAUGAGCCUGCCUUUGUACUUUAAACUCAUGGAAGGAGAACCACCUUCACGUCUGGAAAUCAAUGUUUCCUGUUGAAAUGAUUUUAGAUAUACAGCAAUAUUGUAAAGGCAGGCCGGGCGUGGUGGCUCAUGCUUGUAAUCCCAGCACUUUGGGAGGCCGAGGCGGGUGGAUCACGAGGUCAGGAGAUCGAGACCUCAGUGAAACCCCGUCUCUACUAAAAAUACAAAAAAUUAGCCGGGUGUGCCGGGCGCGGUGGCUCACGCUUGUAAUCCCAGCACUUUGGGAGGCUGAGGCGGGCGGAUCACGAGGUCAGGAGAUCGAGGCCACGGUGAAACCCCGUCUCUACUAAAAAUACAAAAAAUUAGCCGGGUGUGCCGGGCGCGGUGGCUCACGCUUGUAAUCCCAGCACUUUGGGAGGCUGAGGCGGGCGGAUCACGAGGUCAAGAGAUCAAGACCACGGUGAAACCCCGUCUCUACUAAAAAUACAAAAAAAUUAGCCGGGCGUGGUGGGGGGUGCCUGUAGUCCCAGCUACUCAGAGAGGCUGAGGCAGGAGAAUGGCGUGAACCCGGGAGGCGGAGCUUGCAGUGAGACGAGAUUGCGCCACUGCACUCCAGCCUGGGCGACAGAGCGAGACUCUGUCUCAAAAAAAAAAAAAAAAGAAAUAUUGUAAAGGCACUACAGCGUCCUCCUACACCUUCCAUCCUGCUGCCCCUAAUAAUGACGUUUUGUAGUAGCAUGGCACAUAAGAAAUUCAG
Symphalangus syndactylus (siamang) is the source of this 4597-nucleotide messenger RNA. RefSeq names its product TBC1 domain family member 3G-like. The record is from RefSeq and is a predicted model, not a curated record. Gene Ontology annotation, molecular function: small GTPase binding; GTPase activator activity. NCBI's taxonomy places the organism in Eukaryota, Metazoa, Chordata, Mammalia, Primates, Hylobatidae. Gene Ontology annotation, biological process: regulation of GTPase activity.